UUCUGUGAUUUAAACCGAGCACGCUCAAUACACUCCAUACAUAGCUCUCGUGAGGACGUGUUAAAACAUCUAUACCUACGUAGCGUACUUCUGUGAACCCCAGCGCGGCACAGUAAAAUGUUAAUGGCUAGGUACGGCGCAAUAGCACAUAGGGUCUUUAUACCUACCUAACUCCGCUCACUAAGCACAGACUGCUGCAUUGGAACUACCUAAUUCCUCCCUGGGGUGUCCUAUUUCGCAAAAAUUGUGAAACCUGGAACGGCGCCAUAGGGGGUAAGCCACCGUAAUAACUCUCAUUUUGCACCAUUCGCAUGAAAGUUACAAUGUAAAGUCGAAGUGGCUGCGUGUUGUGUAAUGCCGACCGCUUGCUUCUAUUCUAUAUGUAGGUUAGCGCAUGGCUUCGCGUGUCUAGGGCUAGGUUCGUUAGGCAGGUAUCAAAGGGCCACGGGGAUUUCGCCGACUUUCGUAAUCUGUGGAAACGUGGGCUCGAAUGCCGCAGCGAGUUGGCAACGUCGCACGCUCGACCGACGACCUCGCGUUAUCGCCCGCGGUGACGCGAUACGCUGAAAAGGUCACCAGUCGCCACUCCACUCGCCAUCAUCCGCUAAUGUCUUCGCCAUCUAAACAGUUGCAGUUUCGACAUAGAAUCCCAUAAGUACGCCGUGAAAAAAAUAUUGUUGCGACGUGGCGUCGUGGUGCGUAGCGGCGUCUCGCUCGCGCGCCCGCCGCGUCCCGCUCGGCUCCGCCCCCCUCCGACCGCAGCGCCGCGUAGCGGCCGCGCCGCGAAAUGUACACGUCGCCUAUACAGGCAGCGUUGCCAUUCCGUACCUAUAAUUUCGCUGGACGUAAAUUUCAACCGAAACAGUUCAAUGGACUUUUCGAAAACUCUAAACGUGUCAUUUUACGUAAAAAGUCCUGUGUUACAUAGAUUAUUGUAGGGAGUGGUGUGUGACCGUCUGUUUUGUUAAAAUUUGUGUAUUUGAGUGUGAGUUGCGUGUCCGUGCUUGUAAUCCGUGAACGAAGUCCCGUUGGGAGAAUAUCACGUCUGUUUUUGGCUCUAAGGUUAUCGGUGCAGUGUCGUCGGUCGUGUCGGUCGUGUGCAGUGGUGUGUCGUGUGCAUCCGUGUUUGUGUGUGUUGUGCGACGAAGCGCCGGUAUGGCGCGCAGCUAGCGAGCCGCGCCCGCCGCGGCAUGCGCGCCGCCUAGCCAUGCCUGCUGCGCAUCACGAGCCAUGGCGCAGUACUCGCAACGGACACAGCCAAUGCACAGGUGAGACUUGCAGACACAAAUGGAAGACCGUAAGAGAUAGUUACAUCAAGCACAAGAAGCUAUUGAAAUAUACGACUGGCAAGAAACUUAACGAGUACAUCUGGGCUUCACACUUGAGUUUCUUGGAUAAACAUCAGGUGAAUAGAAGAAGUUUUUAUCAUUUAGCAAAUGACGAAUCUUAUUCUUCUCAACCAACACCAACAGCGGCAAAAAGUUCAGAAAAGCUUCAGAAACCGGUGCGCCAGGAGUUGGCGUCGAUGUUGGCGAUUUCACCACCACCCUUGGCUCCAUUGACAUCUUCGAAGGAUGACACUUCAUUUAAAUUCCAAGCUUUAAAAGAAGUUCGGAACAGUACAGACACUACAACCGCAACUAAAAGACUGGGAGAAGUAGACGCGACUGACCUUCUGUUCCUGAGUUACUCGAGUACAUUCAAAACGUUCUCAGGCAGACAACAGGCGCUAAUGAAGAUUCAACUUGCGAAGUUAUUUGCUAACGCUGAACUGGAGAAUUUGGACAACGCAGAAAAUUGUAGAGAUGAUUUAGAAAGAAACGGUUCACCAGUUAUUGUUAAAACUGAAUGUUACAGUGACCAAGAAAACAGUCGAAAUAGUCAGUCGACGACGUCUUAUGAAGAUGAUGACGAAAAUUCCGAUGAUAAACCUCUGAAGCGAAUACGUCGUAGUUCACCAACAUAGUAACUAUUUAUUAUUUUGAAAAAUGUGAUUUAAUAGAUUGUUUUAUAUCAAAACUUAAUGCUUGAAUAGGUUGUUUCCUAAUUUUUAUUUUCAUGUCCGUCCUGUAGUUUAAUUUAAAACAUCAGACACGUAUGUUUUCUUUUCUCAC
Spodoptera litura is the source of this 2114-nucleotide messenger RNA. Lineage: Eukaryota; Metazoa; Arthropoda; Insecta; Lepidoptera; Noctuidae. The record is from RefSeq and is a predicted model, not a curated record.